GUGAGCCGUAAUUCCUGUAUGCCUGCCCUCGUUCCAACUGGAGCUUUAUUUUUUUCCCUCUACUCUCAUUUCUGGGCCUAAAAUCAGAUGUGGACGACUAGAGCCUGAGGUUUAAACACUGGGACAGUGACACAGCUGAGGCGAGGAACUCGGCCCAGAGAGGAGGGCAAAGAGGAGACGAGCAGCUGCUGUUAGACGGUGAUCAGAGCAAUGGAGUCGUUCUCUGGAGAUACCGAAGAAAGCGCUGAGGAAAUUCCAGGACGUAAAAAGUCCAAACUGAAGUCUCUGAGAACUCGUCUGUUCGGGAAAAGUAAGAGAGCAGGCGGAGAAGGAGACGCCAAACUCAGCCAGUCAGCCAGUGACAUCACUGCAGGAAAGGGACUCGGAUCAGAUGAAGAUUUGGCAUGCCCCCAGGGGAUGAUGGGAUCACGGGCUUUGUCCCAUGACAGCAUCUUUCUGGCUGAUCAGGUCCUGACAGCAACUGAGCCAGCCAGGGUUUUAUCCCAGGAGAAUGUCCACAGCAAGAUUAAAGCUCUGCAGAUUAAACUUCAGCAGCAGAAGAUGCAUUUGGGGCCGCCGCCUCUGGUCCUGCCGAUCAGACGUUCAGAGGAUCCGGGGAGCCGCUCUGAGGAUGACGGCCUUCCCCACAGUCCCUCUGAGAUCUCAGGAGUCCUCAGCAAGUGCACGUCCCAGCCAUCCUCUCGUCCACUCUCACCCAUCCCCAAACCUAUACCUUCGAAGCCUAUACCCCUGACUCCAUCCGUCCCUUUGCCUCUUUCUGUGUCCUCCAAUUCCUCUUCCUCUGCUGCUGAGCCCCCGUUGGACUUCAGCUCUCCACCUCAGUUCACCCCCUGCCUGGAUACCUCUGCUGCACGACACCGGAUGUCCGUCAAGCCCAGAAACCAAAGGGCCAGCACCAAGAGGACACUCGCUGCAAAUGACUCCAGCUUACAAACCCUGAACAACAUCAACCACCCUGAGUCUGUGAGAAGAGAAGAGCAGCUUAGCACUCAGGAGGAGGUGACACUGGAAACAGAAGAAGAAGAGGCCGUCACUCCUGUUACAUCUCAGCCUUCAAAAUCCCCAGAGGUGGCACCAGUCAUGUCAGAGGCAGCACCCAAAUCAUCCCACCAAGACCAAGCCCUUCCUGAGAGAGUGCCCUGUGUGCCCUCACAGAUACUUAGAGUUAAACCUCACAGACCAGCGGAUGCAAUAUCCAGUGAGCGGCCACACUCAUCUUUUAUACAGUCAGAACUGAAGGACCACAGAGACGGGGACUUUGAGAGGAACACUGUUAACAAGGCUGAAGUCUCCUCCGAGCAGCUCUUCACUCCCUUCAGCUCAGUUCCCCAGCAGGUUCACAGCGAGACAGAAAGCACAAGAGGAAUAAAGAGACUCACCCCAGGAUCUGGGUCCUUCCAUUUCUCCAUCACCACUGCCAAAAACCGAGAUGGAGAAAGACCCAGAUCGGGCAGUUUUGUGGGAGUGCUGGAACACACUGAAGCCAGGCACAGGGCAGUCGCAGGAGCAGAUGACAAACCAUUUUCAGUGGGAAGACUUAGACAAGAGGGAGCAACACACAAAAGCUCAGUUCCUCCAUGGGACAGGAGGGACAGCCUGAAAAAGGUGGAAUCGGUGGCGCCAUCUAGAACCACAGAUACAAGCGCUGCAGAGGUGGAGGAGGUGGAGAGCAGUCAGGAGGUGGUGGAGGAGGCAGUGGAAGCACAAGAGGUCGAGGAGGAUGAGGGGAAGACGACGUUUGGUGUUAAACUGCGCUCCACUUCUCUGUCGAAGAGAUUUCGGUCUGAUGCUACGUCUAACCAGAACUCAAAGCCACCAGAGGAGCAAGUGGACAAACAAAAAAGACAGGAAAUAAGAGACCUCCAACCGACAGAUCCAACACCGUCUGGCUUCUCACUCCCAGUUAAGCACAACCCGCCAUCUACUGGUGAUCCUCCCAUCAUGGCAACAGAAGUCCAAACAACCUCAAACCUCAAAGAACCUGAGGUCGCAGCACCACAGCAACCUCAGCCUGCCCCACAAACGGCUCCAUCUGAGGUAUCCUGGAUGAGCUUAGCGAUGGAAAAGACCAGAAGCCUCCAGCAGCUUUUCACUAGCAGAUUUCCCAGAGAUUUUACAGGCGCGCAGACGGCGGCUCGACCACAAGCACAAGUGCAAACAGAGACACAGACUGGAGCGCAAACACAGACCAUAAAAACACAACAAACUGCAACAUCAUUAGAGGCUGCAAAUCAACCGUCGACUGAUAAAACAGAAUCAGUGCAAAGCAGAAGUCAAGCACAGACUGUCAAACCAUCAGCAGUGCCACAGAAGACGUCUCCAGUUCAGUUGAACACCUCCAGAGAAGCACAGACAUUAAAACAAACCAGUGAGCAUCAGCCUCCAUGGACAGCCCACACUCCCUCGCACUCCUCUGCGCCAACAGAAUCUCAGGUUGCACAAGGGAGCAUCACACAGUCUCUCGCACAGUCUUACCUUUCCUCAGGCCAGCAGCAGCAACCCCCCUGGAGCAACCGAGGUCUUCACCCCGCCAACCAGCUCAAAUCGACAACCUUAGCUUCGACAACCUCAGCUUCGACAACCUCGACAGCUGCAGCUCAUCCUCUGGUUCCUGCUUUGGGAAGAGGGGAAAAAGAAGCCGCUGUGCAGGAAAAAGAGGGAGCAUCACAGCCGGGGAAACGGCCACAUUGGGUCGGGUCAGUGAGCGAGAAGGCCGCCUUUUUGGAGAAACGGGCAGAGUGGACUACACCACCUGGAACCAAGGGGGUGGAGCUGAAGAAAGCUCAGACAGAGGUGCAGACAUCCGGUGAAUCCUCUGCCUCGGUCAAAACCACGCCUCUGAGCAGGGACAUAAAACCAGAGGGAAGACAGUGGGUAAAACCUGCAGAGUCAAGUCCCACCAAAGUUCCAGAGAGACCUCGUGAGGACAAAUGGCUGCGUAAAAACGUGGCCCCAUCUUCCUCGCCCUCAUCGUCACCCACAAUGGCGUCAGCGUUGCAGUCCAUGUCUGACAGCGGCCAGCCGUCCUGGAUGGAGCUGGCGAAAAGGAAGUCAAUGGCCUGGAGUGAUAAGUCCAUGGACUGAGAGGGAAAACAGACACGACAGAUUGUUAUGUUGAGUCUGUCAGGAAGUUGUUGAGUCAGCUCUACUCAGGCUGUUGUGUUUGUGUAGUAAAAUUUAUUCAGUUGUCAAAGUUAUAUUGAGAGAAAGACAGAGAGUAUAUUAUACUGAAAAUGCCCAAGUUUAUUACAAUCCUGCUCCGCCACAACACAUCAAGAUAAAUGGUAUUUCUAAAUAAUGUUUUAUGUGAUUCAGCAUGUCACUGCUGUUAAUAAUUUAUGUAAAAUAAUAAAAUUUCUAA
This is a messenger RNA of Epinephelus moara (kelp grouper), 3382 nucleotides long. It is a transcript of the gene cracdla, whose product is annotated as cracd like a. Lineage: Eukaryota; Metazoa; Chordata; Actinopteri; Perciformes; Serranidae. The transcript has 11 exons. The record is from RefSeq and is a predicted model, not a curated record. The coding region runs from base 211 to 3105 and encodes 964 amino acids.